This is a messenger RNA of Canis lupus familiaris (dog), 1506 nucleotides long. RefSeq names its product Src homology 2 domain containing transforming protein D (gene SHD). The record is from RefSeq and is a predicted model, not a curated record. Lineage: Eukaryota; Metazoa; Chordata; Mammalia; Carnivora; Canidae. Gene Ontology annotation, molecular function: phosphotyrosine residue binding. The coding region runs from base 257 to 1279 and encodes 340 amino acids. The transcript has 6 exons.
CGGGCUGAGGCGGACUUUGGCUCCCUUCCUCCCCUCCCUCCCUCUUCUGUCUCCCUCUUUUCUCCUCUUUCCACCGCCUUCUGAGCCCAGCCCGGGGACACACCUGAUCUUCCCCCUCCCGUUCCUUCCUCCUCCCUCUCCUCCUCUCCACCUCCUCCUCCUCCCUGGGGACUCUGCGGAGAAGAAAGGGGGGUUGGCAAGGGGGCAUGUGGGUGCCCCCCCGACAGUGGCCAGCUUCGGCGUGACACACGCACAGAUGGCCAAGUGGCUACGGGACUACCUGAGCUUUGGCGGCCGGAGGCCCCCUCCGCAGCCGCCCACCCCCGACUACACGGAGAGCGACAUUCUGAGGGCCUACCGGGAGCAGAAGGAUCUGGACUUCGAGGACCCCUACGAGGACUCAGACAGCCGCCUGGAGCCGGACCCUGCGGGCCCCGGGGACUGCAAGGGUCCCGGAGACGCCAAGUACGACUCUCCCAAGCACCGGCUCAUCAAGGUGGAGGCUGCGGACAUGGCCAGAGCCAAGGUCUUGCUGGGCGGCCCCGGGGAAGAGUUGGAACUCGACACGGAAUACUCAGACCCCUUUGAUGCUCAGCCUCAUCCGCCACCGUCAGAUGACGGCUACAUGGAGCCCUAUGAUGCCCAGCGGGCCGUGAGCGACCUGCCAUGCAAGGGGGUUCAGCUGUAUGACACUCCCUACGAGGAGCAGGACCAAGACCCAGGAGAUGGGGCCCCUUCCGGGAGGAGACCUCGCCAGAGCCGGCUGCCUCAGGAGGACGAGCGGCCAGCGGAUGAGUACGACCAGCCCUGGGAGUGGAAGAAAGACCACAUCUCCAAGGCAUUUGCAGUGCAGUUUGACAGUCCCGAGUGGGAAAGGACCCCAGGCUCUGCCAAAGAGCUCCGGAGACCCCCGUCCAGGAGUCCCCAGGCCGCUGAGCGCGUGGACCCGGCCCUGCCCCUGGAGAAACAGCCGUGGUUUCACGGCCCACUGAGUCGGGCAGAUGCCGAGAACCUCCUGUCUCUCUGCAAGGCAGGCAGCUACCUCGUGCGUCUCAGCGAGACCAGUCCCCAGGACUGCUCCCUGUCCCUCAGGAGCAGCCAGGGCUUCCUGCACCUGAAGUUCGCACGGACCCGAGAGAGCCAGUUCGUGCUGGGGCAGCACAGCGGCCCCUUCGCCAGCGUGCCGGAACUGGUCCUCCACUACAGCUCCCGGCCGCUGCCCGUGCAGGGCGCUGAGCAUCUGGCCCUGCUGUACCCGGUGGUCACGCAGACCCCCUGACCCCAGGACCUUCGGCCCCUGCCCUGCACCACGUGGGCCCAGAUUUACUGGCCACAAACGCUGGAGGUCUUUCCAGUCCUGGAGGAGGCCGGAGGGAGGGGGAGAGACUCGCUUCGCCUCCAGGCCCCGGCUCUUCAUCAGAGCUGCCUUCUCUGCCUUCUCUUGGGUUCUAGGUUCCAGGAUUGUGUCUCCAAGCACUCCUCUGGCCUGGAAAAUAAAUAAGUUAU